AUGGAGGAGGAUACAGCGGGGGGCGGAGAGGCGGGGAGGAGGCAGCCGCCGGCGGCGGCGGGCGGAGGAGGAGCGGGCGAGCCGAGGGAUGACAGGGGGAGUGGAGCGGGAGGAGGCGAGGGCAUGUGGGACCAGCUGCUGGACGGGCUCCGCAGCCGGGAUCCGAGAGGCGGCGGCAGCCCCUGCCCCAGUCCGGCCGAGAUGGCGCUGCACAAGCAGGAGCAGGCGGUGUCCGAGGCGAAGGGGCCCAAGGCGGCGGAGGAGGAUGGCGAGGCAGCCGGGGCCGGGGGGUUGCAGGGGGCCGGGCCGGGCUUCCAGCCUCCCGAAGGCGGCUUCGGCUGGAUCGUGGUCUUCGCCGCCACCUGGUGCAACGGGUCCAUCUUCGGCAUCCAGAACUCCUUCGGGAUCCUCUACGUGAUGCUGCAGGGCGACCUGGGCGGCGGCGAGAAGGACCCCACGCUGGAGUUCAAAACAGCACUGAUGUCCCCUUCCCACUGCUUGAUGCUAUGCCCUUUGCAACCAGCACUGGUUGGAGCUUUGGCCAUGGGGAUGAUUUUCUUCUGCUCGCCUCUUGUGAGUAUCUUCACCGACCGGAUUGGCUGCAGGACGACAGCAGCCUCGGGGGCAGCCAUCGCUUUUAUUGGACUCCUUUCCAGCUCUUUUACAAAGUCCCUUGAAGUCCGCUAUUUCACCUAUGGAAUCCUCUUUGGAUGCGGCAGUUCCUUUGCUUUCCAGCCCUCCCUGGUCAUCCUCGGCCACUACUUCAAACGCCGUCUAGGCUUGGCAAAUGGCAUCGUGGCCGGAGGGAGCUGCCUCUUCUCAAUGUCCCUUCCCUUCUUUUUGAAAACAAUCGGGAGCACCAUCGGGCUAGCUCACACUUUCCAAGUCCUCAGCGCCUUUAUGUUCAUCCAGAUUCUCUUGUCUCUGACUUUCCGGCCCAUCUUGCCACCAUCUUGUGACUCUUACCAUGAUAGACAAGAUAAACUGGCCAGCCGGAACAUGAAACAGCAGUGCGGGUCUCAGAUGCGGAAGUAUUUCAACAUGAGGGUUUUCCGGAGACAGACGUACCGAAUUUGGGCUUUUGGGAUUGCGACAGCUGUCCUGGGAUACUUUGUACCUUACGUGCAUCUGAUAAAGUAUGUGGAGGAGGAGUUUAAGGAAAACAAAAAAGAAUGGAUUCUCUUGGUUUGCCUUGGAGCCACGUCAGGGCUUGGGCGCUUGGUUUCUGGCCGGAUUGGUGACUGUAUUCCUGGACUGAAAAAGAUUUUCUUGCAGGUUGCCUCUUUCAUGCUUCUGGGCCUCAUGUGCAUGAUGAUCCCUCAGUGCCAAGCAUUUGAGGGGGUCAUUGUCGUCUGCCUCUUUCUGGGACUUUGUGAUGGAUUCUUUAUAACCAUCAUGGCCCCCAUAGCCUUUGAACUGGUUGGACCCAUGCAAGCUUCUCAAGCCAUUGGCUAUCUCCUGGGACUUAUGGCCAUUCCAAUGACAGCUGGCCCACCAAUAGCAGGAUACCUCCAUGAUUAUUUUGGGAAUUACUACUUAGCCUUUUACUUAGCUGGAGUUCCCCCAAUUAUUGGGGGCUUGGUCCUAUCUGUUGUUCCUCUGAUCCAUCAAAGAAUGCUCAAGAAACAGCAGAUGGAUUCUGGCAAAGACAAGAUGUUGGUUUCAGAGACUGUCAUGAACGGUGAGCUUCUUCCAGGCUGUCCUGCCACUGAGGCACAUGGAUAAAGCCUUUCCUCAUGCAGCCAUCCACACCCAGACACACACAUACACGCGUUAUCACCACCAGCAUCUUCUCGCUUGACUGAGCACAGGCCCUUUUCUAAAAGGAGCAGGACCCUCCCAGAUUGCAGAUGAGCGGCACCAAAUACAUAAAGAAAAGAGUUCUCCUCGUUCAAGCAUUAGCUAGCGGAGCCAUUUUUCAGGAUGUUUUGAUUUGAAAGUUGUGUCUUUCACCAGCACUUUUCUAAAGAGAAUUCUCACUAGAGCUCUAACUCCAUUUCCCCUCUUCCCCCCCCCCCCCAAUUUUCUGUUUGUCACAGCAAUGGUUUAUAGUUAAUUAAACGCCUUUAAAAAAGGCUGUAUAUGGAACUUGUUAACCCUUUUGAUUUUAGUUUCAGAUCUAUCCCAUCACACAGCAGUGUCAGUGCUGCUUAGAUGAUGCCUUGGAGUGGGAUUCCAUUCCAUGCCACCUCAGUUUAAUCUGCAGUUAACAAAUUCUGACUGUUUUUUGAUCCCAUGUGAAGGCAAAAGAAUUCCAGUGGGGGUAAUCUUUGUAUCUUUUGUGAGAGUGCUCUGUCUCUCCCUGUCCUUCAAAGAAUCUAUCUUUGAAGCUGUCAGCAUGCUUUUAUGGACCAUCAGUGAACCUCGGUAGUAUGGUCUGUCAGCAGACUCAAAUUCCUGCCAUUCGCCCCUUGAUGUCCCAUAUUAAUGUACACCAAGAAGGGAACAGCCGCUUACUAUCUAAUCUUAUCCCAAAUUGGCUGUAGACAGUGAAGGUAAGUUAACACAUUGGCUACUUCAGAUGUGAGUUUCACUGGUCUCAACACUCCUGUCUUUCCAUCUGUUCUUGGAGUAUGCUGCAUUGCAGUGGAAGAAUGCUUAUGACCACUUGCUGUGACUCACAGUGUGUUACUGGUCCCCACUAAAGGUUUAGGGCUUUGGGUCACUGCACAAAAAAGAGAGGGGGCUGACAAAACAGAAGGGAAGAAAAGGAAGUAAAAAAAGCAUGAUUGGCUUUGUGCAGCUACUAUGGAUGGCCAGUUCCAUCCAUUCAAAUUUACUGCUCUGAAAGCCAGGAAUCUGUACCAUUUCCCAGUGGCUCAGUCAUUCGUCUCCAUUUUCUUGACCAGUAACUAAAUUAGUAGGCUUCCAAGCCAUCCGUUGCAAGGGGAAUUAACAGUGGCUAACUUAGGAUGCUGUAAUCAUUAAAAUACUAAAUUUGCAAGGCAACGAAAUUACUAGCAUUGAAUCCUCCAAGAGGAACAGUUAGUUGGAGCUGAGUCCUCAUGUUGACACAAGUCAGCAUUGGCCUGAGCCAUUCCAGUUGGUUAACUCCUCAUUUAGUAUUAUUUUUGUAACUACGUUGCAGUGUGUGGGUUAGUUUUCACUCAGAAUUCUGAAUCCCCUAACGGACCUGUAGGGCUGUCAAAAUGUGUGCUGUGUGAGCAGAGGGGUAAUGCACAGCCGUGCAGAUGAACUCACAUGUGCCUGUUCUGUGUUACUCAACAAUAAUCAACGUGUCAGUGUUACAGGAGCUGUGGGAAAAGACCAAACGUUUUUUAAAAACAAAAAUUGGUCUGCUGCAGUAUUUAACUCUGUGCCCAUGCAGGAGCCCUGCAGUGGGCCAGAGUGAGAGGUCGGUUUGGGAGGGGCGGGGAUUGUGCAGAGGCCGACAGAUGAGCUGACUGGGUGUCCUUCUAAGUGAUUUGCAUUGUCAGAGAGGAGCGUUUUCUCUUAGUGCCACUGAUGCAAUAUGUGGCUUUUAAUCUCUGACUGUGCAUUUGUGUGCUGUGAACGGCUCUGUGCUUGAUGUAGGAAGAGUAGUGUCAGCUAUCCAGCGGGAUCGUUGCAAAUCAAAAUCGCCCGAAAGGCCUUGGUGCUCUCUGCCCUCCUAUGAGCUAGCAGAGAGAAAGCCAGUUCUGUAGAACUUGCUAACUCUGGGGUUGCACUGCAUCUAGUUCAUAGAAUCAAAGACUUCAGUACAUCUUGAUCUUGGAGAGAACGCGCAAUAAAAAUAAAUUCAGCAGAAGCAAAUUCACAGCAUGGAAUGAAGGCAAAACUCAGCACUGCACAGAAGCUAGUUAUCACCAGGGCAGGGGUGGCAAAUACAAUAUAGGGCUGAAGAGAAAGGGAGCUUCCCUAACUCCACGGUUAUGAAACCAGUAAGCUGCUUGUUAACCAAGAGAAAUGAGGUUCCCUGCGGAUCUACCUCCAGUGGGAGCCCUGAAUAUCUGAUAGGAAAUCUGAGUCACAGAUGGUUUUUCGAGGUUUCUAUAUUGUAGGUAAGUCAGUGGCGGGGGUGGGGAUAUUGUUGGCCAAAAAUGGAGAAAUUGUGUUCUACAUGUGAAGUGAUCAUACAUCUACAAACAUUUUUUUACAAGCCAUGAACUUUAAAAAAAAAAAUUGCUACCAUUAAAAAUGUUAGAGUAAAAAUGUAACAGAUGGACAUACUAUGGUAGCCUUUCUUUGUUCUCAUUGUGAGUGAAGAAGUCUGUAAGCUUAAAGACAAAACACUGAGCCAUAGACUUAUCCCCAGUCCAUGCCUACAAGUCCUGUUGACGUUUGCAUUGGUGGGAGUUUGGCAUAUGGAUUGAGGGCUCAGUAUGCCCCUUUUGCUUUUACCAGCAUUGCCUGUAUAAGCUAAGGUCUUGUGUUCUGAUCUUUUGUAAAUUUCAGGCCCUGUAAUAUCUGGAGAACUAAAUGGUAUUUUGUAGCAUAACUUAACUUAACCCAAACAAGAUGUGUCUUUUUUUCCCCUGUCCUCAAAGGAUAUGCAUGCUUUUCUGUGACCUUAUUUACUGUCGUUCAAUUGACACAGUCUAACAUAUUAAGCAAAUUUGCUAAACCGGUUUCUUAUUUUGUGGCAUCUAUGCCAGGAAGCAGGCGACCCAGCAAGAUUGGGCACAUAUCAGAGCCUGGGGAGACUGCGUCACCUGGAUAGAUGCUUGUUGAACAGGCUUGUACUUCAUAUCAGUGCCUUGAUAUGGGCCAGACUGUGAUGCCUUUGUUCUACUAAUAGUCCCAUCGACUUAAGUGGGAUUUCACACUGGGAAUUUCUUUAUUACAUUGAAGUCAGAGGGACCAUUGGCAGAGUAAGAGCAUCACAGUCUGACCAUAAAUCUCAGUAUUUAGGAGAAGAGGUGAAGAUGACUUUGCAUUUCAAAUCCCUUCAUGUCCUGCGGGGGGGAGGAGGAAGUGUGUGUGUGUGUGUAUGUAUGUAUGUAUGUAUGUGUGCAUGCCCUGUGGGGGGGUGUUAUGGGUGUGUGUGCGCGCGCAUGCGCGUGAUGUCUGCAUUAGCUGAGGGUUUUUUUAGCUUAUUCUCAAUUUUGAGGCUUUGCUAUGGAGAGGUAGAAGGGGGGUUAAUGUAAAAAAGAGGGUAUAACUGACUUGUAAUAGUACAAGCAGUGCUAUCUCACCACCAGCUCUGAAACAAUAAACAGAUGCAUGUCAGGGUUCAUAUCAAACAACAGGGCACUCUGUGUUGUCUACAGAUUAAUUCUAAAUAGUAAUACUUUUCUAACUCCUAGGAGACCAAUUACAGAUAAGUCCAGAAUUGUCUCAGAGUUGCAUGCCCCAAUACUCUCCUUACCUGUGAAGAUCUCCCAUUGAGCAAUAAUCUACUUUCUGAAAACUCUCAAAGCACGUGGGUUCUUAUGUGCUAGAAUGUAACAGCACUAUGAAAUUAUGAUCCACUUCUUUAAGAAGAUUUUAGCUUUCUGUAUCAUCAUUUUAGCUUUCUGUAUCAAAGCUAGCAUUCUCUGCAGGGUAGAUGGGGAGUGCCAUAGUAAAGAUAAACAAACUUAGUUUAUCUAGAUUUGGGAGGAAAGGGUGGGGGCUAGCAAACAGUAGUCUAACCUCAACUGCUUUUCUGCUUGUAGGCGUACCCUUAAUCAACAAUUAAGGGACCACAUUCUUCUACAGGAGAGAGGUUUGUUUGAAGAAUUAGGGCAAAAUUCUCCUCUCUCAUGAUCCAUACAUUGAAGUUAGACUCUGAUAUUUGGUGCUCUGAACAAAAACAGAUGAGGGUAAGGAAAGCCAAACAUUGGAGCAGCCUUGUGCCAGAUAGAUGCAGGAAGAGAAUUUUGCCUUUAACUGUAAAAUAAGCUCCUCGCUUAUAGUUCAGUAAAUUGCUUACUGAAUUCAAUAAGGAAUGUCAGGCAGCCUCUAUAAAUUAUUGCACACUAUUGGUAUGCAGUAGAGAUGAGGUUGAGCAUCUGAGUGUUGUUAACCUUGUAGCAAUUGCGCUAAAUUCCCAGAAAUUCCCUGCCCUUGCUUUGUGCCCAUUGGAGUCCACUGUUGCAAAGCCAAACUAUGACUGCAAGCAGCUUCUCCAGUGUAGCCAAAAUGAAGUGAGAUGCAUGGGCUGCUCUUCCCAGUGUAUUGUCUGGGGAGCUAAUAUGUUUAUGGUUCCUGCUAAGGACUAGGUUCUGAAAUUCCUACUGGGACAGAAUUCUUGUUUGAAGUCAAACUUGCCAGAGUAAAAACUAUAGGAUCAUCCCCUGGAGUGCAGCAUUACUUGAUCCUCUCGUUCAGGGUGAAGUCGUACUCCAGCUGACAGCGAAGACCUGAUCCUUGCCUGCCCGUUGCUCUGCAAAGUGUGGCAGCCCUGUUUGGGUUUUUUUUCUCAUCAGUAGAUACUUUUAUUAAAUUAUCAUCUUUCUGAAUCAAAUCAAGUCUAGGAAUCAUGUCAUGUCGGUGUGACAGCAGAGGCCGUCACCAUGACAGCUUGAAAUGUCUGUUUCCUUUUCUGUUUUGUUUGGGGUGAGGAGUUUGCUAGUUGAAGCCUCUCUAGCACCUAAGCAGUAUUGACCCUGGAGUAUUAAGUGAUAGUGCACAGGCUGCAGUUAAUGAAAUUAUCUUCUCUUUCAGCGAUAAGACCACGGGAAAAUCAAGCAGGGAGGGGUAGGCUGAACUGUGUGUCACAAUAGAGUUAGCAGCAGAUACAGAGAGCUGAAGACAAAUGCAUAAUCCUGUAUUACAAUAUAUCAGAAUAGGACCUGUUGUAUGGACACACCAGUUAAGGAUAUAUUGGAGUUUCCAUUCUAAACCCUUACCUGCAAGAUGCUCAGUGGUUGCUGCUAAAACUUGGUAUAUGAGAUUUAACUCCUGCCACUCUGGGAGAAUACCGAACACGCUAGCAGGGAUCAAAGGAUCAUGUUUUCUUUUAAAAAUCUGUUUAAGUUUAUAUGAAAGUGGGGAAACUGAGGGGUUACCAUUUGUCGGUGGUCUGGCUGUCCUGGAUAUUUGCUGCAUUCCAUCAUUCAAAAAUAAUUAUUCGAGAUACAUCAAUUCUAAAAAUAAGAUUGAGACUUUCUAUAUAAAAGAAACCGUUUCAGCAUCAAUGACAUUGAGGUUUUAUGUUCAGUCAGUUUUUUUCAAGCUUUGUUUACCCUAAACACAUAUUAAGAAAUAAAAUUCAAUAAUCCACAUUCUUAAAACUGCCUGUCAGUGAAAUCUACCCAUUACAGGAGCUGUGAAAAACCCUUCAGGCCAUUUACAUCCCAUAUAAGAGCUUCAGAGCAUAUGGAGUCUUUCAGAAGCCUUCUGUGCUGGGAUGAAUUUCAUCUUCAAUACACACUGGUGGGCUAGAAUGUCACUAACCAGUGAUGGCCCAUUUCUUCAAGAAGUUUUUAGACCCAUCCGUAUUUCAGAGGUGGCAUGAACACAGACUCAAUGAAGGAGUCAAAUUCUGCUCUCAAUUACUAUUGUGGUGUUACCAAUGUAAAAGUGAGUCACUGGGGUUACAUCAUAAUAACAGAGCAGAAAAGGACCUGAUCUGUCUAUCUAGGUGAGCACCUAGCACAGAGUUGUGCGGAGGGCUGUCUGAUUUGGGCAUCAGUAGCUUAUACAAACCAUUCAAGCUGCCUGGGUUGUUGCUGCUCUGCAUUAUGCCUGACUUGGUCAGAGUGGGCGUUGCCACUGAAGUCCCUCAGAAUAACCAUGUGCUGAGCCAAAACCUCUGAACUAGGAGAUCGGAACUUCAAUUCUGGUUUAUAAUCUCUCUCGGGCGAAACCAUAACACUAAUUUCGGCAAAGUUAUUAACAAACUAAUUAUUUAUAUUGCAUUGCUUGAUUCUUCGCUGCACUAGUUUUCACUGGGGCAGAAUAACCUUUCCUCAUCUAACUGGAAAUGGAAAAUAGGAAUGAGCUUAAAAGAGCUGAGGACAUUCCCCAUACAAAGCAGUGCCUCAUGUCUUUUGCCCCAUCCCCUCAGCAUUCAUUCACUAGAGCUAAUGGCCAAUAUAUCUCCCUAGAGAAAAACAAGCUUUCAGAAAUGUCAAAUUCUGUAAUUUUAGGAAAACCCUUCUAAUUUCCAGCUGUCCUUUAACCUGCUGGAGGAUUUAGAAAUAUGCACUAUACAAGUCAUCCUUAAACACUCAUCUGGCUGACAAGUCUGGGUAAUACCAACAUUCUAAGGUUAAACCCUAGUGGCUGUGGCACUAAUGCCUGCUUGGUUCCUUUUUAAUUUUUUUACAUAGUUCCUUGUUUUUGAUCCAUUGACUUGGUAAAAUUGCUUAUUGAGUCCCUAAGCCAACAGAUCAGACAGAACUGGUUCAUAACAAUUAAACCAUAUGAGGCAGUUUCACACAUUAUUUCCAGGGCAGCCCUCUCAGAACUUGCUUACAGGGAAACUUCAUUUAUAAAGGAGAAAAAUGGCAAUCCCAAAUUGUUCCAGUGCAUAACAGUGCAAACCUCCCUCUAUAGUGACAUUUUUAUGCAGUGGUGAAAUGAUUUGAGUAUCAGAAGGUUCCACUCUCGUCAGCCAGAGCCUAUAACAUGGUUUGCAUUCUGGCUCGGGAGUUACUUCAUACAUGGACAUCCCAGCUCAUCUCUGAGAGCAGAACAUAGUUCCAUAUUUAUUGAAUUCCUAGAUUUGCCUCCCAUUAAUCAUCAUCACUGGCAUGACUUCCUGAUGGCAUUUGUGCAUUUCAGACAGCAGGUGUCAUUCUCCAGUGUGUUGCAUCUUGUGGGGUCACAUCUGUGCCAAGUUGGUGUCCGAUGCCACUGUUUUCACUGCGUGGCAUUUGUGCGAAUGGCAUCAUGAGUCGCAAAACAGUGGCCCCGGUGACUUUUGUUCUAGUGACAUUGAGAUCACCUCUGCACUUACUUUAGCAGAAUGAUCCCACAUGACCGUCUCAUUUUUGUAAAUAAUGUUGAAAUCUCUUUACUGUUGCCAUCAUGUACUCUUAGUCUCCAAACAGCUGGAAUACCGGGGACUCUAACACACUCUGUCCUGUUGUGUUGCAGAUUUUGCAGGCUUCUAGUCAGGCUUAUGAAACUGAAUCAUCUCUGAAAUAAAUGUUUUAAAAACGAAACUCUGUGCUGUUUUGUUUACCGUUCAGUAACCUAAUAGUAGCCUGCCAGCUCCAUUUACCUCUUGCACACACAGAGUUUUCCGAAUCAAAGUGCUUUUCCCUUCAAGGGUACACAUCUGUUGACAAAACAUCUGCAUUACUGAUUGCAAAUGCAGGACCUAAUGAACAGAGAGCAUGUUCAGUGUAUGCACUCUAGUCCUUGUCAAAUGCAAGAGGUGCAUAUCAAACAAAAAAAAAUACAUGGUUGUAGUAUGUGAAAAAUUUGCUUUUGAAUUAUGUUUUCUAUAUCUAAAGAUUUUUUUAAUUUUAUAAUGUACUUUCCAAAGUUCAUUCUCUUAGCUACUUUCAGUUCCAACUGCCAAGACAAUCGUAAAUGUAAAGCAUUAAGCGUAUUGUUAGUCUCUAGAAUUAGCCAUUCUGUUUAGUAAGGAAUGAAACUUUGUAUACAGUUUUUUUGGGGGAGAGGGGUUGUUUUUAUAAUAGAAGUGCAGGCUGAUUGUUUACUCGAGUCAGAUUUCUGCUUGGAUUUGACACACUCUGCUUUUCAUUGAUCACAGACAGACUUCAAACUGUCUUUUUUGGUAGGAUUUCCAGCCUUCCCUCAAUCUGUGCAUGAACUUUUGAUCCUGAAAUGGCUUUGUGCUUUCCAGAAUGGUCUUUCUGGAGUUUAAAUGCAUUUGGGUUUGUUGUUUUGUUGCCUCUUGAGCACAUCAAAUCAAAUUUCCCUGUACUUUCCCAGCAUAUCCUAUUUCACCAGACCCAGGAAUUUCAUGUAAUGGAAUUCAUCAAAGCUGGAGGAGGGACUUUGCUUGGGAGAUGUUGGGCAAUUUGCAAACAAUCCAUUUUCCCCUCUUGAAAUCCAGCCACCUAAAAGGCAACUCUGUGCGUGAACACCAGAGGCUGAGGUUUGAGUGUAUGCUGUUGGGUAACAGAUGGGACUGGUAAUUUUUAAAGCUGAGUUUCUGAACCCAUUGUAAAGAUCUUCAUAAUCCUAUAACAAAUGGUCCCCCGCGCCCUCUCUGUAGGAUUCGGGGUGUCUGUUUGUUUAAAGGAGGAUUUGGGUUAUGUGCACAGGAAUGUCUUUCAAGCCCCAAUGAGGUGGUGGAAGAUGAUCCCUUCAGCAUCCCUGUAAGGCAUUUUGGAGGCUGAGAUUCAUUGCUUUAGCCAGCUUUCCAUGCUGAUUUGCUGGUAAAACUUUGAGGGUGAUGACCAGCAGUCCCCAGCAGAAAGAGAGUGGAUAAAAUGCUUAUUUGCCCUAGGUAGGCUUUACAAAUCCUCCCAUUUGUCCUCUGCUUGGAGAUCCAGCUCAUCAUCUGAAGGGUGCAGCCUGCCAGGUGCUGAGCACCCUCAGCACCCAUUGAAAUUGCUUCAGGUCAAUGGAAGCAGAGGGCAUUUCAGCACUUAGACCCCAAUUUGGCAAAGUACUUAAGCAUGUGCUUAAGUCCAUCCCUAUUUAGCAGAGUUCUUAUGUAUGUUCUUAACUUAACAUUGAAGUCAGUUCUGUCCAGUAUAGAUAUGUGUUCCUGAAUUAGUGCUAAGCACUUCUGCUGAAUGGAGCUGUAUUUUAACCAUGUGCUUAACAUAAAGCAAGUACUUAAGUGCUUUGUUGAAUCAGAGCCAUAUAGUGGGUGAUUCGUACUUGACAGAAUCAGGCCCUUAUGAGAUCAUAAGAUUCAGAUAAAGAAAUCUAAUUUAUAAAAGCUAAAGGCCAGAGUUUGAUGUCUCCUUCAGAUAAAUGUUUUAUAUUCCCUAAAGUUUUGUACUUGGAAGUGAAGUAUUUGGAUGUGUUUAAAAUAUGACUGUCCUUUUCAGAUGAGAACUUCUGAUUGUUGAUAUAAAAAAAGCACAUUUUUGUAAAUGUUUGUUAAUGUUUUAAGGAAGUAUAGAAUUAAAAGAGAAAAAACGGA
Molecule: messenger RNA, 10942 nt
Organism: Chelonia mydas (Green sea turtle)
Lineage: Eukaryota; Metazoa; Chordata; Testudines; Cheloniidae
Gene: SLC16A2
Product: solute carrier family 16 member 2
Exons: 7
Coding region: 1-1725 (574 amino acids)
Biological process (GO): transmembrane transport
Molecular function (GO): thyroid hormone transmembrane transporter activity; monocarboxylic acid transmembrane transporter activity
Source: RefSeq, a predicted model, not a curated record